AAAAUGAAGGUGUUAUUUGCCAGGUCACCCAGACAAUGCCGAGGAGCUGUGGUGUUGCCACUUCGUGCCAGGUUUGCAACUUCAUGUCUCAUGAAAAGUGCCUCAAGAAUGUCAAGAUACCAUGCUCGUGUAUUGCUCCCAGCCUUGUAAGGGUUCCAGUUGCACACUGUUUUGGGCCUCCAGGACAUUACAAGAGAAAGUUUUGCACUGUGUGCAGAAAGUCACUAGAGUCACCUGCCUUUCGAUGUGAAGUUUGUGAGCUACAUGUGCACACAGACUGUAUCCUGUUUGCUUGCAGUGACUGCCGGCAGUGUCACCAGGACGGGCACCAGGACCACGAUACUUACCACCACCACUGGAGGGAGGGAAACCUUUCUUCCAGCGCUCGAUGUGAAGUUUGCAAAAAAACCUGUGGCUCUUCGGAGGUGCUCUCUGGCAUGAGAUGUGAAUGGUGUGGCAUCCUGGCUCAUGCUGCUUGCUACAUAAUUGUCACACCAGAAUGUACUUUUGGAAGAUUAAGGAAUAUGAUUCUUCCUCCAAGCUGUGUGCAGUUAUUUUCUCGCAACUUCAGCAAACUGCAUUGUUUUCGAAUAUCAGAAAACUUGCAAACAGAAUCAGAUGAAGAUGAUGAUGUUGAUGGCUCAACACAGGGAUCAGCAAAAGAUGUCCAAAUUUCAACAGAUUCAAGUAAACAAACAUUAAAGAUAUUUGAUGGGAAUGAUGCAGUGAAACGCAAUCAAUUUCGACUGAUUUCAGUUCCAAGGAUUGCAAAAAAUGAAGAAGUUGUGGAGGCUGCUUUGAGGGCAUACUACAUAAACGACGACCAGCAGGAGUAUGAGCUUCAGACUUUUACACAGCAGGCGCUGCUGUCUGAGGAUGUUAUCAACAGGAACGAUGCUGCAGAGGACAGCAACUUGGGCUCGGUAUUCCGAGAAUCCGUUCCUGAAGCUUGGAUCAUCAGAGCCAAACCAAAGGAUGAGGAAGUGAUCAGAAUUUAUCCUGCCUGGCUGAAGGUGGGAAUGGCAUAUGUUUCUCUACGAGUGAAUAAAGAUAGCACUACGCAGACUGUGAUCAAAGAAGUGCUUCCAUUACUUGGAAGGCAGAUGGAUUGCCUCCAGAAUUUCAAAUUGGUGGAAGUGCUUAUGGGCAGUAAGCAAGUUCAGCGCAUGGUCUUGGACAACCAGGAGCUGAUUCUUAACAGACUCAAGGACAUAAGAAAGACUUCAAUACGUCAGAUGAAUCAAACAAGGUUUUACAUUGUGGAAAACAGUAAAUCCAUUGUACGAGUAAAUUUAUUUGUUGGUGGCCUUCCACCUCAGCUUUCCCCUGAAGAAUACACAAAUAUUCUCAAGGAUGAAUUAGCUAUCAAAACAAAUGUAGUAUCUGUGACUCAUGUUUAUCAAGCACAAGGUGCUGUUGUACUCGAAAUUUCAUGCUUUUCUGAAGCUGAAAGAAUAUAUAUGCUAGUUAAAGAUACAACUGUCAAUGACAAGCCUCUGAAUGCUGUGGUGAUUCCUGAAGUUAUGGCUUCCAAGAUACCACGGAACUGCUGCCCACUUCUUGUGUUUGUGAAUCCAAAAAGUGGUGGUCUAAAAGGUCGGGAUCUGCUGUACAGUUUUAGAAAGCUGCUAAACCCACAUCAGGUCUUUGAGCUUACCAACGGUGGCCCACUGCCUGGGUUCCACACCUUCUCUAAAGUCCCCUCCUUCCGCGUGCUGGUGUGUGGGGGGGACGGGACCGUCGGCUGGGUCCUGGGUGCGCUGGAGGAGAUCAGGCACAAGCUGGUGUGCUCAGAGCCCUCGGUGGCCAUCCUACCUUUAGGAACAGGUAAUGACUUAGGGAGGGUCUUGCGCUGGGGAGCUGGCUACAGUGGGGAGGACCCCUACUCCAUUUUGGUUUCUGUGGAUGAGGCAGACGACGUUCUCAUGGAUCGCUGGACUAUCCUUUUGGAUGCAGAGGAGCCAGCUGAAGGCGCAGAGAAUGGGGUUGCAGAACCUGAGCCUCCAAAGAUUGUACAGAUGAACAAUUACUGUGGUCUUGGCAUUGACGCAGAGUUGAGCUUGGACUUCCAUCAUGCUAGAGAAGAGGAACCAGGGAAAUUUAAUAGCAGGUUUCACAACAAAGGAGUUUACGUGAAAGUUGGGCUGCAGAAGAUAAGUCAUACCAGAAACCUUCACAAAGACAUAAAGCUUCAAGUGGACCAGCACGAGGUGGAGUUGCCGAGUAUAGAAGGACUCAUUUUUAUCAACAUACCCAGCUGGGGGUCCGGAGCCGAUCUCUGGGGGUCUGAGAGCGAUAACCGCUUUGAGAAACCACGCAUUGAUGACGGCCUGCUAGAAGUUGUUGGUGUGACCGGCGUCGUGCACAUGGGUCAAGUCCAAGGUGGUUUUCGAUCAGGAAUCCGCAUAGCCCAAGGCUCGUAUUUUCGUGUAACACUCCUAAAGCCAAUUCCAGUUCAAGUUGAUGGAGAGCCCUGGAUUCAGGCCCCUGGCCAGAUUAUUAUUUCUGCUGCAGGACCAAAGGUUCAUAUGUUGAAAAAAUCCAAGCAGAAGCAGAAAAAAACUGGAAGCCUGAAAGAGAUGAGAGUGGAUAGUAUGUCAGGCUCUGAAGGAGGACGCUAAGCAGAGACCCAUGCUCAGAAGCGAUGCCGCGCUCCUGCUGUAGAUGCCAAGAUGGUUCAGUACAAUCGAGUGCAGACAGCCAGUGGAGAGGGUUUUAGCUUAUGAGCGUGCCUUUCAUUACAUUUUGAUAGUACUGGGUUCUCCUUCGUCUUUCAGAGAUAGUGCCUCGUUGUUAAAAAUAACUGUUAGGUACCAUUUGUCUCAUCUGAAAUGUUUGCUUUGGGUUGCUUUUCCGUAAGCCAUUUCCCGUUUUUUCAUAUAUAUAGAAACUGAAGCCAAACAGAGAUUCCAAGAUGCUGAGAUUUCUGCAUUUACCUUCACAAAGACUCUUCCCCUCCUCACAGCUUCUUCUUAAAGAAAAUCAUUCCACAGACAAAUUUUGAUGUAUUUUCCAAAAAUGAAAAUGUGUUCCUUUAAAUUAAUGCUCACAGUAGCCUCCUAACCAAAAAAAGGCACAGACAUGAGCUGCUGAGAACUCCUUGGAUCAGUUCAAAUAGCACAGCUGAAACAGUACUACCGUAAAGAGAAAAAUACAAAACACAGGAGAGAUUAUUUCUAUAAAAGGAGCCCUGUGCACUGGGAAGAGAGAAAGUACUAGAACAGUUGACUCAAAAUAUUUCAAGAGAGUUUACUUCAGCAGUAUUUGGACAGUAUGAAUGAAGGGCAAACAGCUUGUAGAGCAAGUUUUCAGCUGCAGCUUAGUUUCUCUUAUAUUAUUCAGCCAAAGCCCGUUUUAAAAGACCUUUGAAUUUCAGCAGCUACCACUCUAACAUAAAAAAGGAACAGAAUACCCGAGGCAGUAUUACAUUACACAGCUUUUUGUCUAUCAUUGAAACCAUUAUCUUUGACACCAGGCUUUUCUGCUUGUCUUUACUUGUGCUGUUUCAUUUUCAUUAAUUUGUCACAGUUGGACUGUUGUUUAACAGCAAGCUCAAAGACUAAAAGAAUUACCACUUAUUAGGAUAAAAGAAGUAUCAUUUAGUGUUCAUUUAAGUAAAUUAGCAAAGUCAUAUACUAGAGCUGAGCUGAAGUGCAGUGUAGCCUUGCUGAGGAGCCCUAGGAGGUAUUGAAGCCUAUCAUGUGCAUAUAACAUGCUGUAGGCUUCAGGUAACUGGGAAUGCAAUGCUGUCAUGAAAACUCACUUACCUGGUCAGCCUUCUCAAGUCCUUGGUGGGUGUUGUUAGCAGGUGUGGGCCCAGGGACAGAGUGACUGUCUUUUCUCACUUGGAUGAGCUCUUCAGAGGCUGCUCCUGUGUCAGCUCCUGUGAGACCGAGAUCACCUCUCUGUGCUUACCCAUCUGCUGAGGAUCCAGUACUUCUCCUACAGCUUCCUGCUAGAGACUGGCGCUAUAGCAGUCUUGUAUUUCCUGAGAGGGUAUGCCCUCUCGGGAUGGAGCUCACCAAUUAGAGAGGAAAUCUGAAAUAGAUUGCUGCUUAUGACUGUCCAGAGCAGACGUGCUGGUCCUGUCAUACACUACUUGUAUCUGCUGUCCAUGGCCAUAGUUGUAUUAGUCUUCGCUCAGUUCCCUGCUGGUCUCAUCUUCCCGUGGUCCUCAAGCGAACCUUUCACUUCAAGUCAGCAUCAUACUCAAGGAGCCCUGAGCCAGCUGUGGUGCAGUUUUGCCACUUGUAUGCACCUGCCACUUGGAGCUCCUUGAGCCGUGUUGGCCAGAGCCCCACUCAGGUAGCCAGUGGGCUUACUUGUCCUCUAUUGCAUGGCAAUAGCUGAUUGAGCUAUGGAUGGCAUGAAUUCAUCACUCAAAUGGCAGCUUUAGGAGCAUUUCUCUUGCCCAUGUGUCUACAAAAACAUCUCCAGCCGCUUCAGAAGACUUCAGUGUAGCUUUGAAAUAUGCAAAAGCCAUUUUGUGUUGGAGCCAGUUACGUGCUGAGGCAGUUCUUGGUGGGUCUUGUUGAUCAGUCUGUACUCGAAGCACAGUUCUUCAGCAACACCUGAUCAUUGCCUGUGCUUUUUGCUUUCCAGUUGUGGUGCAGAUGAGGGUGUGAACGUGGCUUGCAAGACAGUCAUCUGUAGCCACAGAAUGAUACAGCUAAAGCUGUAAACAGAGACAAAACAGCCGUGCAAAAAUGGCAGCCCUCUGCAGCCUCUUCUUCCUGUCCCGUGGUUCCUUCUGUUCUUACUGUUCUGGUAGAGAUGCAUUUGGAGGACAGACUCCUGUUUUCAAUGAGGCUUGUUCAAAUUGUUAAUUUAAUUUUAGGGAUGUUCUUGAGCUGCCACCAUGUGGACUAAAAUGUAUCGUUUUAAUCCACAUGCGAACUGGACUCAUGCUAUGAAGGAGUUAGUGUGGAUAGUACAGAGCUGAAAUGCUCAUCUCCUGAUCUUUAAACACAGGGUUGUCUCCGCUACAGAACCUGGGCAUGAAGGGUCCGCUCUUCGGGCAUCCUGCUACCAGCAUUACAAGUAGGAAGGGUGAAGUCUUGUACUUCAGGGUAUGCCCUCUCAGGAUGGAGCUCUCAAAUUAGAGAGGAAAUCUGAAAUAGAUUGCUGCUUAUGACUGUCCAGAAGGCCAGAGAAACUGCUUUGUGCCCUCAGGGCAGCAGAAAGAAUGCAUGGUCUUCUUUCCAAUUGCUGACUCGGUAAUGGAGAGGAAAAUUUGACUUUUUGUUAGAGAAAGCAUGCGUAAGCUUUAAGCUUGCUGGUACUGACCAACUUCCAUAGUGAGGGAGGAGAUGCAGGCUCGUUGCUGUCCUUAGUGCACUCCUCCAUCCUCUCUCCGCUGCCCAGCCCUCUCACCGUGCCUGUAACCCAUGGCAGGCACCGACAGCACAGCCAGCAUCUCCUGCUGAGGUACCCACUCCUGGCCCUUUACUAGUGUCCUACGAGGCUUUGCCAGCAAAGGGCCCCAAAAAUCAUGGUGUGUUCCAAAUACCCCACUAUUGCAGACAAGAGAAGGUGGCCAGUUGGUUGAGAUCUGGUUUGAGGGGUGAACACAUUGCCUCUGUCUUGAGUUAGGAGAACUGAACGUCAGACGCUCAUCCCUGAGAUACAGGUGCUACUUCAGAAAAUUUGCUGCUUUUUUCUCCAUGGCUUUUACACUUGAUCUGUAUAGUUUAAACUGCUGCUGUUUUCAUUGCAUUGAUUUUUGAAUGAAACAGUGUUAUUUUGCCAAAAUUUUUUGUUUACGUAUAUAUGUGUGUGUGUAGAUGUAUGUGUAUGCAUACAUAUGCACAUACCCUUUGGCCUUACUCUGUUUGCUUUCACGGUGCCUCCUUGUGCAGCUUCUGCUGCGUUGCAGCAUUCUGAGAGCACUCACUUCUGGAUCGUUCUCUCACCGGUUUCAGGCAGGAGGCAGAGCUUGCUUUCUUAUUGGUCCCACUGAGGUUCUCAGCACAUAUUUCUAAUGGACUUGUCCUUUCCAGCGAGACACGAUGGCAAUAUAGUGAAAGCACAACUGCGCUUACAGUACAGCUUCUGCACGCGUACAGCUUGAACUCCUCUUGCUCUUUCUAGAUUUUAAUGAGGUCUGUGUGCAUCUAAAAUCAAUGGCAAUAGCUGUUGUAGCAUUUUAAAAACUAGAAGCUGUAGCAUAGCCCACUGCAAGACUUAAAUAUGGAACAAAGCUAAAUGAACCAUUAUAUAAUUGUUCAUUAAUCUUCAUAGUUACCCUCUUAAAAGUAUUGUACAGGUUGCAUUUCUUUAAAGAGCAAAUAAUGUGCUUGUUAUGAACAUCAGCUCUUUGGAAUCGCGAAGCGUUUAUGCGUGCACGUCACUCAGCAGCAGUCUGUUGGCAUACGAUGGGUCAUUAUCAAAUGAAGCCUCGUCUUGUGGGAGGAGAAGGUAAGAGGAGCUGUUGAGACACUUCAGAAGGACUUAACGUUGAAGACACAACAGAUUUAGCUAUGCAGGUGUUUUACAACGUCCUGCCCGUGUGAGCAGGCGUGCCCUGUGCUGCACGGGCACCAGUCCCAGCUCUGGCACUGAGACUGGGGGAGCACUGGAGUUGUGCACCCAGGGACCUGGCAGUAGAUGUUCUUUCAGUCUGCGCCUCGUACCUCUUCCAUACAACCUUCACAGUAACUGCAUUUUCCUCUACUGCCAGGCUGGCUUCCUGCCCUUUGGUCCCAGCUUUGUACUGGAACUGGUAACAAAGGUACGAGCACAUGGUGGUGAAUCUGUGUGGAGAGCAGGGAAUGGAGAAACCUGCUCUCAAACAUCACCCUGGCUAUUGGGCUUAGACCGGUCAUUGAUUUCUACUAACUCAGCCAUUUAACAUCUGUGCGGCCAAGACUUGGCAACUACUGAACUAUCUUGGAUUCAUGGUGAUGGCAUUGCCUCAUUUUCAGGCUUUGAUCUUAUAUGCACCACUGCAUGUAUCACUUCAUAUACUUUUUGCACUUAACAGAAAAUGCAGGUUAGAUACGCUUAAGAGUGUGGCAAAAUUGCAAUGUUUGUACUUUUUUGUAAAUAUGGGGAUGAUUCUACAGAUACAAAGAUGCACUUUCAGGUAACAAUGGAAACAAGUUUGUUGUAGACUGCAACUGUUGAGUUUCUCUGACUGCAGCGUUCCUUUGUCCCAUCCAUCUCUUAAUACUGUGUUCUCCUUGAAAACCGGUCGGGGAUGAGAGAUGGUAUCUUCCUUCCAUCGCAGUAUGUAUUUAUAGCUGACUGACUGAAAGUUCACAUGUAUUUUUAAACAAUUACAAAUUGGCUGCUAUUCUAAGGUGUAGGUUUAUUAGGCUGAUUUUAUAGUGCAUAGAAGUAAUGUUGAAGUUUUAUUUAUAAUGUCAACAUUUAUGAUUUGACACUUGGCUUGUAGGAGAGAUCCAGCUCAAAGCCUUUGUUCGUUUUGCUAUUUAAUGUAUAUUUUUUUUAACAGUGUAGCCAUUGUAUGUGUGGAAUACAGUGAAAUGAAUGCAAAUUACUAAUCUUAACCUGCAGUUAGACCAGCAGUUUCAGUGUUUACAGGACAGUGACUAUUGAUUGUAAACCCAUACACGUCGGUGAAUGAAACAGUGCACUCUUUCUGUGUUUUGGAAGCAUUGAUUCUGCUUCCCGUGACAAUUAAUGAAGUAGUUGCCUUCUGGUUUAGAUUCAUGGUUAUGCCCCUUUGGAGAGAUUUAAAUGUGGAUUAUGACUUUUCUGCCAUGGACUCAUACGACAGAAUUUCUACUGAUAGAAGUGUUGUAUUGAACAUGAUUUCUGAAAGAUUGACUUUAUUUUUUGCGAAGAUAAUUUAUGAGAAAGUUUUAUAAGCAGAUCUGUGUUGUUGAAGAAGUUGGUCUGAAGUCUUGAAAUAAAUGUGUGUAGAUAUUAAGAUGUAUCCCAAAGCAAAGUAUUUUUUAACAGGGCACUGUUACUGGUGUAGUGACCCCUCCGAGCUCUCCUAGCAACGCACCCAUUUAACACGUCACUGUGCACAGCUCAAGUGUGUUAUUUAGGAGAUGACUUGAUUUCAGAAGAUGUGGCUUCAUUUACAUUGUGCGUAUCCCGUACGACACCUCUGGCAGCAACUCCUGAUCUGUAGACAUCAGCUGCAGGAGGCAGAACUCUUCCCCCACGCGGGUCACUGCAGGCUGAAGAGCAGAGAGCCCGCCCUUGGCCUGGCUGCAGGAAGGUGAGGAGCCCGGUGCCUGUCUGGCACUGACAGUCCUCUCUCACUGUCCCGGGGGUGCCACCCAUCGGUCCUUUUGCUUUCGGGAGGAAGGCAGGCGCAAAUCGACAUGGGCCUGUGUCCAGCAGUUCACAGCUUGCCUCGCCGUGGCAUCCCUUCCUUUGUGCUGCUGAUCUUGCCAAAUUGGGUAGCAAGAGGUGCUUGAAGAAUUACUGAGUAUUUAUUGUGUAAUUUUAGGUGCUUAUAAAAGCCUUCACUGCUAUUUUAAAGCAAAAUUCUGGGGAUCUGUAGCAUAGCAAUAGCUGUAUAACUCCAGCUUUCUGAACAUGCCAAAAGCAAGUUAUCCUUGGGAUAGUGUAAUUAGCAAUGGUGUAGAUAGUAGCAAUCAAUACCUUGAAGCUGCAAGUUCUGAUUAUUGGAAGGGACCAUCUCUGCUUUCAAUGCAAAGCAUCACAGAGUUUGUAAUUCGCUAUAGAUUUCAGCGUCCCUCCUGUUAUGAACCACCCACGACGUCUUAACUCUUCUCAAACUAUGGCUUAACUAUUGCUUAAAUAACUGUUUUUUCACCUCUGGUUAUUUACAUCAUCCAACUUCAAGCAGUUUUAUGAAUGCCAUUUUAAUAUCAAGAUACUCUAAGAUGUCUUAUAGCGUUUCUUGUGAAUGUUCUAAUACAUUGGUAAUAAAUUAUCUUGGGCCAACAAGCUAAGGCAAGAUGAUCAUUGAACAGUUAUCGUCUAGUGCUUAUUCUUUGUGCAUCUGCCUAAUAAUUCUAAGGAAAAAAAAAAAGCCUAUGUAAGCAUUAAAGUGGUUGAAAACUGUUUCCACAUAGUGUGCCUCAAACCAGUAAUGCUUUAUCACACAUGUUUACUUGUGAAUUGGUCUCAGAAACAGGCUUUUAAUGAUGUAACGUGUUUCUCAGUGUCUGCCUUGCAAAUGAGACACGUCACUAUGCUGUGGUAACUUGUCUACAAAUAACAUAUCUAGUGUACUAAUUGGUUUUAAAAAAGUAAUUUAUAAAAAAAUGGACUCUCUCUUAUAUUUCAUCUGUUUGUCCUUUGGUUAUGUUCCUAGAACAAUUCUGUAUAUAUUUUGCAAUAUGUGUUUUGUGUUUAAUUCAAUUCAACUGUACAUUUUGCACUGAUUUGAAGUUCUGUAUUCUAAGUAUUAUUUACAAGUUCCAGAGAUCUGUAACUAGAAUUUGUCUGUGAAAAAAUACAACAUCUCUUCUACCCUGGA
Calidris pugnax (ruff) is the source of this 9427-nucleotide messenger RNA. RefSeq names its product diacylglycerol kinase theta (gene DGKQ). The record is from RefSeq and is a predicted model, not a curated record. Bases 36 to 2621 code for a protein of 861 amino acids. Gene Ontology annotation, biological process: intracellular signal transduction; diacylglycerol metabolic process; lipid phosphorylation. Lineage: Eukaryota; Metazoa; Chordata; Aves; Charadriiformes; Scolopacidae. The transcript has 23 exons. Gene Ontology annotation, molecular function: ATP-dependent diacylglycerol kinase activity.